This is a messenger RNA of Gorilla gorilla gorilla (western lowland gorilla), 564 nucleotides long. RefSeq names its product olfactory receptor 7A17-like. Gene Ontology annotation, biological process: G protein-coupled receptor signaling pathway. Lineage: Eukaryota; Metazoa; Chordata; Mammalia; Primates; Hominidae. The transcript is spliced from 2 exons. The coding region runs from base 1 to 564 and encodes 187 amino acids. Gene Ontology annotation, cellular component: membrane. Gene Ontology annotation, molecular function: G protein-coupled receptor activity; olfactory receptor activity. The record is from RefSeq and is a predicted model, not a curated record.
AUGUACCUCAUCACUGUAUUUGGAAACUUGCUUAUCAUCCUGGUUAUCAUUUUAUGCUCCCACCUCCACACCCCCACGUACUUCUUUCUCUCCAACCUGUCCUUUGUAGACAUCUGUUUUGCCUCCACCAGGGUCCCAAAGAUGCUGGUGAAUAUUCAGGCAAAGAGCAAAGUCAUCACCUAUGCAGGCUGCAUCACCCAGAUGUACUUUUUCAUACAUUUUGUAGGAUUGGACAGCUUCCUCCUGACUGUGAUGGCCUAUGACCGGUUUGUGGCCAUCUGUCACCCCCUGUACUACACGGUCAUCAUGAACCCUCAACUCUGUGGAGUGCUGGUUCUGGUAUCCUGGAUCAUGAUUGUCUCCUUGUUUUAUCGUAUGAGCCUAGGAGUGUACCUUAGCUUGGCUGCAUCCCACAACUCACACUCAGGUGCAAUAGCCUCAGUGAUGUACACUGUGGUCACCCCCAUGCUGAACCCCUUCAUCUACAGCCUGAGGAAUAAGGACAUAAAGAGGGCUCUGAAGAAUUCUUUGGGAGGGAAACUAGAAAAGGGCCCGUUGUCCUAG